AAGCAGCUUCCUCCCAUCAUCGUCAUCUCUGCCAUCCUCAGCAGCUACGAACAUAUUCUUGUCCUGUCCGCUGCUCUUCGGCUUUUUAGAUUAUAUCGGCGCAGAGAGCCUCUUUCUUUCCGUCCGCCGGGCUCUUUCUCACGUCCUCCCUCUUCGCCUGAACGGAUCACUACCGCAAACACAGUGCUAGAGAUGGCUGUCGCCCCGCGUAAGGAUGAUGAGCAGCGCAUAGAGGAAGCUCAGAAGCUGGCGAAGACGGAACCAGCCAAGGCGGAGGCAAUCUACAAAGAUAUUCUCACCAAGGAACCCGGCUCGACGGAUGCUGCGCUGCGGAACUUUGAAAAGGCCCUUGUAGGACUGGGAGUGCUGUUCAGAGAUCAGAAAAGGCCGAACGACCUUGCCGAUUUGAUACGGCAGACCCGGUCCGCUCUAUCGUCGUUUGCGAAGAGCAAGACCGCAAAACUUGUGCGCGAACUGCUCGACCUAUUCACGACCAUUCCAAACACUACAGAAACCCAGAUAUCCGUCACGAAAUCGUGCAUCGAAUGGGCAAUCAGCGAGAAGCGUGGUUUCUUGCGUCAGGAACUCGAAACGCGCCUUGCGACAAUCUACAUCUCCAAGCAGUCCUACUACGACGCACUUACCCUCAUCAACAACCUAGUCAAGGAGCUGCGGAAGCUGGAUGAUAAGCUUCGCCUGGUCGAGGUCCAACUGUUGGAGUCACGCGUCUAUCAUGCUUUGGGCAACGUUCCCAAAGGCCGUGCAGCCCUCACGUCGGCACGCACAUCUGCUGCAAGCGUAUAUACGCCACCUUUGGUUCAGGCAGGGCUGGACAUGCAGUCUGGUAUGCUUCAUGCUGAAGACAAGGACUUUUCGACCGCGUUCUCCUACUUCAUCGAGGCUCUUGAAGGCUAUCACGCCCAGGAAGAGACGGACAAGGCUCGCGCUGCGCUCAUGUACAUGCUUUUGUGCAAAAUCAUGCUCAAUUUAGGCGACGACGUCGAGAAUCUGCUCAAGAGCAAACACGCAGACCGAUACGCUGGCAAAGGCCUCGACGCGAUGAAGGCCGUCGCGCUGGCACACUCGCAUAGAAGCUUGGAGGAGUACGAAAAAGCUUUAGGAGACUAUCGAUACGAACUCGGAAGCGACCGAUUCAUCGCAAACCACCUCCGAAGACUCUAUGACGCUAUGCUGGAGCAGAAUCUGAUUAAAGUCAUCGAGCCCUUCAGCCGGGUCGAAAUUGCACACAUCGCCCGCAUGGUUGGCUUGGACACGCAGCAGGUGGAACGGAAACUGAGCCAGAUGAUCUUAGACAGAGUCAUUAUUGGCGUCCUCGACCAGGGUGCGGGCUGUCUUAUCAUAUACGAUGAAAGCGAGCGGGACAGGGGCUAUGACGCAGCGCUGGAGACAAUUGAAAAGCUUCACAACGUGGUGGAUGUGCUGUACACAAAUCAAGCUAGCAUGUUGGAGUGAUGAAUUGGCAAGCCGACUAUUUGAUGCUUUACUGCAUAGGGAACUUUAACGGGCGCCAGCCUUGAGUUGCGAUCUGAUAAAUAAAAGGAGACCAACGUGCCACAGCAUAUUUUUUAGUAGACAUUUAAGCGAAGGCACUGCGCCUUUGACAUUUGGACUUCCAAGAUCACAUGUAAACUCUCCGUGUGCUUUCUCUGGGCGCGUGAGGAC
Molecule: messenger RNA, 1683 nt
Organism: Verruconis gallopava
Lineage: Eukaryota; Fungi; Ascomycota; Dothideomycetes; Venturiales; Sympoventuriaceae
Exons: 2
Coding region: 193-1473 (426 amino acids)
Biological process (GO): ubiquitin-dependent protein catabolic process
Cellular component (GO): proteasome regulatory particle, lid subcomplex
Molecular function (GO): structural molecule activity
Source: RefSeq, a predicted model, not a curated record